Messenger RNA from Physcomitrium patens, 2170 nucleotides. Lineage: Eukaryota; Viridiplantae; Streptophyta; Bryopsida; Funariales; Funariaceae. The record is from RefSeq and is a predicted model, not a curated record.
AUGGUGCAAAUGAACGGUACCCAUGUCGCCAACAUUCACAAGUUAGCAGGUCAAGAAGAAACACGACCAACUGAUCCAGAUUUUUGCUUCUUCUUCUUCUUCUUCUCAUGUCUCCUCUCUCCCUACUUCGAAUCUUUCUCAGCCUCGCCUCGUCUCGAGAAAAUUGUGUCGCAGUUUUCUUAUUCCCGUCGCUUACUAAUUCAGGAACGAAGAUUGAAGCGAGAGAGAUCGAAGCAGCAGAUAGAUGCUGAGACUUCUCUGCUUCCGCAGCUGCUGAAAUUCAUGCCAGUUCUGUUUGUGGGUCGGGUGUGGACGAGAAUGAUGGAACUCACGGAUGAGAAGGAAAAGGCCAAGGUCGAUCAUGCAGUUCUUGCGGCUGAAGAGCGCAGGAAGAAAUUGAUUUGGGAUCGGAGAAUCGCAAUGAAGCAAGCAAUGAUUGAAGAAGAAAAGCGUAGUAGGUUGAGCAAGCUGCAAAUUCACAAGACCUGGCGUAGCAUCAUGCGAGAGCACUCCAUUCAAGAGCUUAGGGGUGAUAUCAAGUGGAUGGCCAAGAAGCAUCUCAAAGAGGUUGAAAAUAAGGAUCGCCGUAUUCACACUUUGCUCAAAGCAUUAGAGGAAUCAGAGACCCAGCAUCUUAAAGCAACGAGUAGCCACUUCGUUAUGCUGGACCAGAUGAUAAACGUUCACGAUGUCCGAUUACAGUCUAUGGAACACCAAUUUCAAGCGCAGCUUCAGAAUCUCAACCAGAGCUUCUAUGAUGAGCGUGAUCAAAUGACACAGGACCUCAUUGGAACGAAAUGGGACAUGGAGGCUAUGGUUAAAAAUAUGAAGGCACUUUUCGAUGAAGAGACAGUCGAGAAGAGGCAAGAGUUUGAGGCAUUCUUAAAAGACUUUGAGGACAAACGAAAAGAAAGCAAUAGCGUUAUGAAGAUGAUUUACGACUCAAAGACAGAAGAGAUGGAGCGUGCCAUCGAGCGGAGACACCAUGAUUUUAUUAAGCAAAAUAAAGCUAAGCAGGAAGUAUUCAAGGAGCUGACAUUCAAAGACGAGAAAACAUCGGAGCUUUGUGCUAAGCGAAUGCGGGAGCUUCUCACUCUCCAUGAAAAGACAUCGUGCAUGGUGAAAGCAAUGCAAAUCAAAGGCAAGGAAUGGGACGAUACUAACAAGCAUCUUGUCGAUGAAUAUCGGACAUUACAUGAGCAUAUCAGAAAGAUCAACCGUCAUCUAAGUAAAAUUGCUCAAACGGAACACGAUGACCUUAAGAGAACAUCACUAUUUGUUAAUGAAGCCACACAAGCCUUGAACAAAGUUUUGGCGUUUGGGCGUGGACUACAAACACUAGCUCGUCUCAACAGAAAGUUGGAGACAGAACAUGAACAAAUUUUUCCCUUCAAUCCGCUGUAUGAAACCCCUCUUCCUUUGGCACCUCUGGAGAGCUUUGAUGAAGAACUGGUCUAUGUGGCAGAUGAGAAAACGCCAAUUGAAGAGCCCUCACCUCCAACAUUACCCACAUUUCACUGGUCAACACAUGCAGUGGAUGACACUGGAAAUGAAGUUGAAGAACUCGACUGUUUGAAAAAAUUUCAGAAACGUUACAAUAAGGCAAUGUUGGAUAAGUUGGCUCUGCAGCUUGAGAGGCGGAAACUCGUGUCUGAAAAUCAACGUUUGCAUCUACUCGUUUGCAGUUGACCGAAUCUUUAUCGAUUCACUUUCUCUCAGAAAAUCCACGAUCUCUAAGAAAAAACCUAAGGCUUCUCCACCAGUGGAAUGAUUCCUUUCUGUGUCAACGGCUUCUGAAAGGCUAUGGGCUAGUUUUGCUCAAGCUGGACGUUACCAAUUUAAGGUUUUGAAUUAUUCUGAGAAAUUUAGCUGCGAAAGCCAGUCUGACAAUUCUGUUUCGGUGUCAGUGGUACAAGGAUAUAUGUAGAUCCUCAAGUUUUCACGUUGGAUCAUUUUGAUUUCUGGAACAGCGGAAAAUUCUAGUAGCUUUUGUUGGUCGAAUGUGGUAAUAGAACUGCCAUCAGUAUAACCACGCAGAUUUGCAAGUUGAGGCUUCAGUGAGUCAGUAACCUGUUGUCCCUAGUCAGUGUUCUUAGCCACAUAUGGUGCAUAAAUGUGCACAUAGUCUUUGUAUACACGUGGCUGUUGGCUUUAUCUUUUCUUUUCUUCC